This is a messenger RNA of Zingiber officinale, 1922 nucleotides long. RefSeq names its product beta-glucuronosyltransferase GlcAT14A-like. Bases 167 to 1438 code for a protein of 423 amino acids. The record is from RefSeq and is a predicted model, not a curated record. Lineage: Eukaryota; Viridiplantae; Streptophyta; Magnoliopsida; Zingiberales; Zingiberaceae. The transcript is spliced from 4 exons. Gene Ontology annotation, molecular function: glucuronosyltransferase activity. Gene Ontology annotation, cellular component: membrane.
GUUUCGGCUCGCCCUUCGCCCUGGUUCGUAACGGUUCCUCUCUUGCGUCCUGCGUCGCCUAUCCGAUCCCUGUUCGGCUCCUCCUCGACCUCGUCGGAUCUACGCUGAGGCUCAGUGCUGAUCCUGAUCUGGUGCCCGGAUGGAGUCGUAGCUCGCUGCAAUCGCCAUGAUCCCGCGGUCACUGGCUCCGGCUGCGUCCGCUGCGCUCGGCCGCCGGCACUUGGGCGUCCCCGCCUCGGCGGAGAAAUUUCUGUUCCCGUUCGUCUCCGUGUGCUUCGUGUCCGUUAUUCUCGUGCUUUCCGCCAUCUCUGGGUUGACGGCCUCCUCCGCCUUCUUCGCGCGCUGCCCGAGUCCCGCCGACGUCCAUCGCGGCGCCGCCCACCUGCCCGCCUUCGCGUACUACAUAGUCGGCGGCCGAGGGGAUGUUCGGCGGGUCCUUCGGCUGCUCCUUGCCGUCUAUCACCCCAGGAACCGGUACCUUAUCCACCUCUCCGCCGAUGCGCCUGAGUCGGAGCGGAGCGAUCUCGCUGCCAGGGUCUGGCUCACGAUCCCGGCCGCCCGGGCGUUCGGGAACGUGGAUGUUGUAGGGAAGGCCGGGGCGAUGACACCGAUGGGCUCCUCCGGGCUCGCCGCCACGCUCCACGCUGCGUCGGCGCUCCUCCGGCUGGACGAUGGCUGGGAUUGGUUCGUUACGUUGAAUGCGGCUGACUAUCCGCUCAUCACGCAAGAUGAUUUGAUUUAUGUUUUCUCUGAUGUUCCAAGGAACCUUAGCUUCAUGGAUCACACUAGUGAUCUUGGAUGGAAAGAAGAACAAAGAGUUCAACCAAUUAUAGUGGAUGCAGGGAUCUAUUUGGCAAAGAGGAAAAAUUACUUCCAAGCUUCAGACAAUCGAGAUACUCCUGAAUCUUUCAAGUUCUUCACAGGAUCUCCAUGGGUUAUCCUCAGCAGAUCAUUUGUAGAGUACUGUAUACUGGGUUGGGACAAUCUGCCUCGGACGCUUCUCUUGUACUUUACAAAUGUGAUUCUAUCCGAGGAAAGUUAUUUCCAUUCGGUCAUAUGCAACUCGGCUGAUUUCCAGAAUACAACAGUGAACAAUGACCUAAGGUAUAUGGUGUGGGAUGAUCCUCCAGGAAUAGAGCCUCACUUACUCAACACCACAGAUUAUGCUGAGAUGAUAAAGAGUGGUGUACCUUUCGCUAGACAGUUCCGCCAUGGUGAUGCAGUGCUAGAUAAAAUCGACAGCACAAUACUAAAACGUCGGAACAAUAAGGCUGUACCUGGGGCUUGGUGUUCUGCAAAGAAGUGGUGGAUGGAUCCAUGCUCUCAAUGGGGCAACGCUGACAUUGUCAAGCCUGGGCCACGAGCAAAAGAGUUUGCACGUCUGAUGCAAAAGCUCUUACAUGAUUGGAAGUCAGAAUCUAACUCUUGCUUGAGAUAAUCAAGAGACAAAAUACGGCCACUUCAGGUGAUGUCAAAGUCACAUGUCAGUUAAUUGAGGGUAAGCAUUGCUGAAGGGUGGCAGGUCAUCGUUUGGAGGCUGGUGUGUGUUUGUGCACAGUUUUAGCUGCAAUAGACACAAUGGAUUGUGACGACAGUAAGUUCCUUGCAGGUAGGGAAGAAACAACUUGGAAGGAAACACAUUUCUUCUGGGGUUCAGUUGCAGGAAUACCAUUUUCCAUGCCUUCCACCACAUUCCACAUCUCCCAUUUGAUCUUCACUGUCGUUGGGUAAACUUUUUGUUAAGUUUUUUCUUUUUCUAGAUAGUAAAUAUGAAAGCAAACCCCCAUUUUGUUAAAGGUGGGUUUUGGAUCUAUAACUUUAGUAAUAAAGUUCAUAGCCAUUUCUAUCUUGGUAAGGAGACAUCUGAUACAAUCUAAAGAAAAAAUUAUUUUGGUGUGGUUGUUCUCCAUGGUUAGCUCGUA